Amoebophrya sp. A120 is the source of this 7232-nucleotide messenger RNA. NCBI's taxonomy places the organism in Eukaryota, Dinophyceae, Syndiniales, Amoebophryaceae. The record is from the annotation of a GenBank genome assembly.
AUGGGCAGUAGCUUGGGAAAAAGUGGCGGCGGGGUCGUGAAGAAGACGAAAGUUAGGUUGAAACAUUUCAUGACGCCGAUCGCGCCAAAAGGUAUUUUUACACGACGACGGUCGUUGUUUUGUGUCGUGUGAUUGCUAUUCAAUUCCUUUUUUCUUCUUUCUCCGCUUGUGCAGCGUGCUCUGCACAACUAUCGUUGCAACGUAAUCUGUCAGUGUCAACAUGCGCAAGUAGAUGAUAUCAAAUCCAAACAGAAACAAUAAUAUUCUUAUCAAAAAGCUUCCCACUUCACAGGCUCGAGUUCCUUUCGUAACUCUCCCUUCCAAAACCGGCGCUACAGCACGCAGCGCCGUUAUCACAUGCAAAAAUGUCUGGGUCUGGAAGAUUCUGCGACCUGUCAUGCACGCUUUGCAUGACCCAGAAUGUCUGUAAUGCACGACCUAGCAUCACAGAUUUUUGGAGGGUUUCCUGAUGCCUACUACGCAUGACAAACGCCCUCCCCGCGUAGCACAAACUAGACUCCUCUUGCUGCUCAUGCAAUGCAGAUUUUUUUAGAGACCAAAGUUAGCAUCACAAGUUCCGACCUUCCAGACCCAGACACUUUUGCAUUUGAUAGCCGUAGGAGGUCCUCCGCGUUUUUCUUCUCGACCAGCUCGCUGAAAAAGCUGGAGCGCGAACUAUGACAAUGCACAACUCCUUCUCAUUUGUCAUGCCAAUUAGCAAGUCCAUCCUUUUCCUUUUGGCGCUGCUUGCAUGACAGAUUCCGGAAGCCGAAACAGCACUAGAAUCGGUCGCGGCGAAUUUUUCAUGCAAAGUCUGCAUUUAUGCCAGGACUUGUGUUGCUGUUUAUGCCCUUCAAAAAAUGAGGGGGAUGGGGGGGUUGUGCACUCUCAUAGGAACACGAGGAAGCGCAGAAACGGGAAGAGGAGCAUAUAACUUGCUCAGGUGUUACAAUCUCAAACGUUACAAUAGAAUAUGGAAAUCUGUGAUGCAGGAAGUGCAUGACUUACCGUAGUCCCAUAGGUUUGCGCAUGACAAGUUUCGGCACCCAACACCACAUUGAUAUCCAGCGAAAUUUGUAUUGCGAAAGGCGCAACUCUACAUACGUUUCUCAUGCUCUUCAUGCAAGACAAAAUCCAGACUCUAUUGUAACGUUUGAGAUUGUAACGUUUGAGCAGGUCAUAGAGCAGCAAAAGCGGGCUUCGUGGCGACGCAAGCGGAAUUGGUUUGUGCGGCGCAGUAUCCUGUGCAAAAGUAUUGUACUCGUAGUAAUCGCAAACACGCAUUGCAAAUCUUGUUCUCAAGCUGAAUCCGCAUUACAAAUUUUAUUUCUCAUGCUGAGGAAAUCUGUAAUGCAUUUAUACGAGUGCGAUACUUUUGCACAGGAUACGCAGGACGGAAAGGUUGCUGCUGAAGCAGAAACUGGAGGGAGGUGAGCGGAAUAGGAACGGAGAAGAUAUUUUGAAUCAUGGCAUUAACGAUACGACGCUCAUAUCCUCAGCAAAAACGUCCCCACCCCAGAGCUGUAAUGCAAAUACGCAAUGACAGGAACGUUUGUAAUGCGCAUCCCCAUGAUGAGAGGCAUUUUCAAUUCUGAUUUGGCAUUUGUAAUGCUGUAAACAGAAUCAGAAAUUGGCUCUCUCAUGCGGCUUGCCUUGCUAAGCAACACUAUACUACAGACGGAAACUUGUCAUGCACAACUCCCAAAGCUUGGCGAUUUGUGUUGCAGAUUUACCAAGUUGACUACGAGGUGGAGACGUUUUUGCUCAGGAUAGCUCAACAGGGGAGAUAGUAAUCCUGGCCCGAUCAACAUUGUAUCCAACGAGCAGCAGAUGAAUAAAACCAAUGGAACAUCGAGCGCGGCGACAACCAACAAAACUGCCGGCGCUACUAGUUGGUCGAAGCUGCGGUUUGCAGUGAGCAGCAACGCGAAGAAAGGGGGACCACAGAAUGCAGUAAAAUUAUCAUCGUCUCCCAAAACCAUUUCUACUUCCCCACCCAGAACGUCUAGGAGGACCAAGCGGAUGCAGGAGGAUUUCAACCGCUUAUUUCCAGAGUAUCAUUUACAAAAACGUCCCCACGACCGCAGACUUGUCAUGCAAAGUGGCAUGCCUAAAAUGUUUCUCAUGCGCAGCACCGACAUGAGAGCUUUUUUCUAAUGCUAUCUGGAGGUUUGUGAUGCUGGAUCUGGAACCACAAUGAGGUAGUCGAUUUGCAUAUGUGUCUUCACUGCCUCAAAUAGCACUACACUACGAGUCCAAAUUUGUCAUGCGAAACGGCAAAAGCUUCUAGGUUUGUGUUGCGAAAUCCCCAUCGCGACUCUGGGGGUCGUGGGGACGUUUUUACACAGGAUACAGAGACCGACGAGUUUUCCAUGGAGCGGAGCUUCGUCAUGAAGUGCAUCGCGAAAGAGGUUGACGAUGAGUUUGACACGAUGUUUGGUGCGGGCAGAUCGGCGAAGUCGAUUGUGAUCAAGGACCGCACGACGAAAAUGGUCCAGACCAUGAUCAUAUGGAUUGCAAAAAUGUCUGGGUCUGGAAGGUUGGAACUUGUAAUGCUAGCUUUCCAUACCUAGAAAAUCUGUAUUGCAUUACCAACAAAAGUCGCGACCUCUAAGUACAUGCAAAAACGCAAUUUCUCAUGCGGAUUGCCUAUGAGAGAGCGUUCUGGAAAGUUGUCACGCCGGGUUGCAUUCGGAACUCUUUCCAUCAUCCACAUUCUAGCGUCACAAGUUUCCAGACCCAGACAUUUUUGCAUUUGAUAGAUCAAAAAAGACAUCACGGACAAGCGCAAGGGGCGGAUCAAGCGAAAAGCAGCGGCUUACUCCGAUACGGAACUGAAGUAUCGUACGAAAAAAGUGUUUACUGUAAGGAUUUUGCAAGUUAUUUUGCAUCACAAGCUUGUUCUACAUCACAGAGAAAAUUUGCCAUGCGAGAUUCCUAAGGGAAAACACAUCUAAAAAUCUAGUGUCUUGCGGCCUGUGUAGCAAGACAAACACUUCUCAGAUACAGUUUCUGCAUUACAGUGAAGCAGUUUUUUCUUGCGAUAUGAAGAAGCAAACGGAGCAGGAGGCGUUUCUGGAUUUUAUGAAGACGAAGAGCAUGAAGGAAAGGGAUUGGGAAAAGGAAUUUGGGGAAACCACUGCGAAUAUCAAAUGCAAAAAUGUCUGGGUCUGGAAGAAUGCAAGUUUGUCAUGCAUAUUUUGCUUAACCCAUGAUGCCUGUAAUAUGACCUAGCAUCACAGAUUUUUGACGGGCCUUCUGAUGCGUAUUCCGCAUGCGAAACGCCCACUCCGCGUAGCACGAACUGAACUCCUCUUGCUGGUCAUGCAGGAUUACUGAGGGAGGCGCAAAACAGGAAAGUUAUGAUGCAGAUGGAGAUGCAAUUAUGCACGAUGCGGAAGAAGAGAGUAGCGGGCCGGUGGAGGACGAAGAAGAUGAUCUUCUAGCGGACUGCUGAUCGUCAUAUUAUGCUGUGUGUCUAGCAACAAGAGCCUCAGUAAAACAAGCCAGGCCUAGACGAAAAAAAAUAGAAGAAAAAAAAAUGAUGAACAGUAGAUGACAUGAGAAGCCAAGUGCAGUUCAAAAGCGAAUCAGUAGGAAAGAAGUUUUUUUUGGUGCUUUGAAUAUAGAAGAGAUAGCGGCACAAAAUAAACAUCAUACACACAAAAGGUCGCCGACGCGGGUACGAAGGUGAGUAGUACGACGGAAAAUGCAAACAACGAGAUCAAAGCGUCGUUGUUUCGUGCGGUGGGUGUAGGUGGUCGUUGUCGCCGGUCGUUCUCUCCUGGUCGCUUCUGGGGUGUCGUUUCGGCUGGAGAGUCUUUUUGGAGCGCUUCGGUGAGGGCUCGCAGAGCGGCGGUUCGGAGUGGAGCGUCGGCUUCUCGCACGUCGUGGGUCGCUUUCUGUUUGCUUCUUGGCUCUAGUUUUAGGUGGGGUCCCUUUCCCGGCUUUCAAAAAGGGCAUUUGGUGGACUGCAGGAGAUCCCAGUCCAGUCGCAUAGCGACGUUUUUUUAGUUCUGCUGCAGGAGACCCCAGCAAUCCAUAGGCUCUGCCCCUGUCUCUCGUCUUUGUCUGUUCCUCGUGUUUUGCCUGGUUUACCGCUGGAAACGUGACCGUGCUCUUGGAAUCUCCGGAGUCGACCAGGACAUGCAGCCACUCUAACGGUUCCACUCGGGUCCGACCCCCGUUAGAGCUUGACCCUUUUCCCCCGAGAUCCUACCUGAGGUAGUGGUCGUAAAGGGGAUAUAGUGGUUGAGGGGUAAAUAAGGUCAUGCAAUACAGAUUAUUUUUACCUUCCAAAGACAGCAUCACAAGCUGCAACCUUCCAGAUCCAGACAUAUUUGCGUUCCAUAGCGAAAACUGCCGCGACUCCCGCUUCGAAAACCAACAGUCCCCGAACCAGUGCCCGGGUGCAGGUCCGGCGAGGGGGCGAAACCUAUCAAAUGCAAAAAUGUCUGGGUCUGGAAGGAUGCAACUUCUGAUGCUGUCUUCGGAUUCUAAAAAAAUCUGUGUUGCAUGACUAGCAAGAGGAUUCGAUUUUGUGCUACACGGAGAGGGCAUUUGUCAUGCAGGAUACGCAUCAGAAAGCCCUCACAAAUUUGUGAUGCUAGGGCAGGCAUCACAGACAUCAUGGGUCAUGCAAAAUGUGCAUGACAAAUCUUGCACUCUUCCAGACCCAGACAUUUUUGCACUUGAUAAAACCAGUCCGAAAGCGAUGCAAGCGGCGGUCACUUUACUGGAAGAAAAAGGAAACCAGCACAAGCGCUAUCCAAUGCAAAUAUGUCUGGAUAUCUGGAAGGAUGCAAGGUUUGUCAUGCUGGUCUGGCACGACUGAAGAGUUUGUGAUGCGUGUCCAAGACGAGACCUUCUUGCUUGUCAUGCAAAACGCAGUUUGUCAUGCGAAAAGCGCAAGAACACUAAGCCGCGCAAAGAUUUCUCAUGCUUGGCUGUGCAUGACAGAGAGUUCACUACUCACAAAUCAGCAUUACAAGUUUCCAGACCCAGACAUAUUUGCAGUUAAUAAGCGCCGGGGCAAUGACAAUUCCUCUUAUUCAUCAUCCGCCGCUGUAAGUAAAAUGAAACCUGGCAAAGUAGUUGCCAUGCCGGCGGGAAAUAAAAGCCACGGUUGCCAAGACGUGCCGGCGAACAGCAAAGCGGGUGGUCGGGGAAAACAGACGGAGCACAAGAGCGGUCUCGGUAAUAGGUCUCCACCGCCUGCUCCCGCAGACAAACGGUCUAGCCGCCGGUCGCUGCAGAAGCGGCGGUCGUCGGUCGCGGUUUUCUUCCCCGGAUCUAGUAGUACCACUUCGCCCAACGCAACCCCCAACGAAGGGGCGCACGGCCCCGCUGCAGGGAGGCGGUCGGUGUUGACCGGAGAUCAUGGGGGCGGUGGUGCACCUUUUGGAACUACCGGAUAUCAUGUGUGAAAAGGUCCCCACGACGACCCCAGAGUCGAGAUGGGCACUUUGCUACAGAAAGAAACGAGCAAGCUUUGUGUGUUGCGCAUUACAGCAUCCUUGGGCUCGUAGUGUAAUCCUGUUCAUCCUGCAAAACGGCAUGACAAAUGGAUCGCCCCAUCCUGAGUCUAGCAUGACUAAGAACUCCCAGGUAGCAUUUUAGAAAAUGCUGCUCAUGAAGCGGCGCAUGAGAAACGUGUUCAGGCUUGCAGAUUUGCUUGGCAGAUCUGGAUUGGGGACGUUUUUACAUUGGAUAUCGGACUCCCUCUAGCCACGCGGCGGAGCACGCGGGCGUCGAUCCACGACGAAAAAGCGAUGCAGAACGAGUUGCAGCGAAUAUCAUGAGUAAAUAUAACGUCCCCACCCCAGUAGUUUAAAUUUGGUCUUUUCCAGUACAUAAACACCCCAGUAGAGUUGUCAUGCGGAUUUGCAUUUACAGGAAAACUGGUAAUGCGCAUCCCAAUGAGAGGCGUUUUUACAACUAGUCGUGUUGCAUUCUAGACCGUGUUUCGGCAUGUGUAAUGCUGCAGACCGGAUAAGGAGGCGGCUUUCUUCUAGUGCGGCUGUCCUUGCCAAUCUGCACUACAAUGCUGGAAGAAACUUGUUUUGCGUGUCGCCCAAAACUUGUGGAUUUGUGUUGCGGAGUUCGUCCCAGCAACUUGAUGACCAUGGGGGUCCCGUUUUUACUCAGGAUAGCGAAAGUUGCCGACUUACCGCGAGAUCGUGAACAAGAAAAAGCGGAUAUCCUAUGUAAAAACGUCCCCACCCCAUAGUUGUCAUGCGAAUCUGCAUGCUCAAAAUGUUUGUCAUGCGGAGCCCCAUGAGAAGCAUUAUCUAGUCGCGCUUUGGAAUUUGUAAUGCUCCAAUCAGCAUAAUGGGCUAGAUCUGUGAUGCAGCUGAUUGAGCUAAGCAGGACUACACUACGGGGCCAAACUUGUCAUGCGCAACCGCCAAAGCUUGUGGAUUUGUGUAGCAGAUUGCCCAUGUUGAGUAUGGGGUGGGGACGUUUGCACUCAGGAUAGCGGAGAAUUUUAAGCUACAUGUACCAUGUGUUUCAGUAUUGGUCCAACAUGAACAGUAUGCAUUGCAAACAUGUCUGGGAGGUCUGGAAGAAUGCAAGUCUGUCAUGCUUGGGCGACAAGACAGAAAGAUCUGUCAUGCUUGGUGCGCUACAGUGGUGCCACUUGUUUGUGAUGCAAAAAGGCCGUUUUUCAUGCGGUUCACGCUAGACAUAGCCGCUCAGAAAUAACCUGGCAUGCGCGGCCCCCUAAAAAUCCAGGUAGUUGCGACGUAUCGUUCGGACAUUAGCAUCACAACUUUCCGGACCCAGACAUAUUUGCAAUGCAUACACAGUGAGCAGCUGUGUGAGAAGCUGCAGAUUGAGUGAUUUGGUGUUGUGCUUGUAUGAUCCAUUCUGAGCUCGUGUAUGAGACAAUAAAACUUUAUAAAAGUGACAGAAAAAGUUGUGUGAGUGAGUUCGUAAGUAAGUAGAAAUGAACGAAACCAAAUAAUUACAAAUAAUGAUGUUUCAAAAUAAGUCGUGAUCGUGAAAAUGUUUCAACAGUAGACCUAGUAACUACGCAAGUAAAAAAUGACACCUCGUUUCAAAAGUUUUACCAGUAGAAAGGACGGAAGUGAAAAUUAUGUCAGGAAAAUUGCAAAUAUGUACCCCCAUAGACACGCUUGUAGGCAGAGGCGGUAAAAAGAUAUUUCUCUCGAUUUUGGAGCUGCGAUUUGUGCUGCUUGAGAAAGUACAUAAGACAGCUCUACAAGAAC